Fusarium verticillioides 7600 is the source of this 261-nucleotide messenger RNA. RefSeq lists its product as hypothetical. The transcript has a single exon. The record is from RefSeq and is a predicted model, not a curated record. Bases 1 to 261 code for a protein of 86 amino acids. NCBI's taxonomy places the organism in Eukaryota, Fungi, Ascomycota, Sordariomycetes, Hypocreales, Nectriaceae.
AUGCUCGCGUCUGUGGCCGUGGCUUCAUACCUCUUGGAUGCGUAUCCUUCUGCCCCUGCAGAAGUCUGUGGUCUCACCAACGUGUUCCGAGCUCUGAGUGGCUUUAGUGUCGGGUACUAUCAGCAGCCGUGGGGAGCCAAGGUUGGUUACGAUGUAAGCUUUGGGGCUCAAGCUUGCAUUGUAGCGGCAAGUAUGAUUCUGAUUGCGAUUGUUCGUCGCUUUGGCCAUCAGCUUCAUUCAAAGUUUGGCCAGGUCAGGUGA